ACACUGACAUUUUUCGCUCAUUACGUAUCAAAACGUCACAAAAUCACAACAAACAAAUCACGGCAGCGGCAAUUUAUUCACAUUUUCAAUUCCGAUUAGAAUAGAUAACUCGUGAAUACGUAUUUUGGUAAAUUUCAAAGUCAAAACCUAAUUUCAUAGCACAACAAAAAUUUAUUUGAUAAAUUCUAUAUAAAGCACAAUGUCGGCGACCGGCGAUGUAGCUCCGAAGGUGUUAGUUCUUGACGGAGGGUUUUCAACGCAGCUGUCGUGCCAUGUCGGCACCACUGCAGAUGGAGACCCUUUAUGGAGUGCUCGAUUCCUACAAACACACCCCGACGAUGUCGUCAACACACAUCUGGAUUUCCUGAGAGCAGGCUCCGACGUCAUCAUGACCAAUACUUAUCAGGCAUCAGUUGGCGGCUUUGUCAAACACCUUGGCGUUACUCCUGAGGACGGGUAUGCACUUAUCAAGCAUGCAGUGGGACUCGCGAAGCGUGCCCGAGACACGUACAUAGAAGAAUGUCGCGAGAGCGGGCAUGUCCCUCAGGCUCCACUGAUCGCCGGCUCCAUCGGACCGUAUGGCGCACACCUGCAUGACGGCUCCGAGUACAGCGGCAACUACGCAGACGUGACGCCAGUGGACACCAUGCGGGAGUGGCACAUGCCUAGAAUCAGGGCACUUGUUGAAGCUGGAGUAGAUUUUUUAGCUUUUGAGACUAUUCCAUGCCUUAAGGAAGCUGAGAUGCUGGUAAGGAUACUAAAAGAGUACCCUCAAAUGAGGGGCUGGCUCAGUUUUAGUUGUAAAGAUGAGAACUCAUUGGCUCAUGGAGAAGAUUUCAAGACAGCUGCUAAAAAAUGCUGGGAUAUGAACCCAAAUCAACUGGUAGCUGUUGGUGUGAACUGCUGCUCACCUAAAAUAGUCGCAAAGUUAUUCAAGGGCAUCAAUGAUGAUAGGCAGCACUCACCCAUUCCAUUCAUUACUUAUCCUAACUCUGGAGAGAAGUACAACCCACAAAUAGGCUGGAUCGACCGGGACAAGUGCGAGGCUCUCGCUCACUUUGUGCCCGAUUGGCUGGAUGUUGGAGUUAGGUAUGUGGGUGGCUGCUGCAGGACAUAUGGUGCAGAUAUCUCUCUCAUUAAGAACCAAAGAGUUUUUGGUAUAUCUGUGACAAAGAAACAGAGAGAUGAUAAAAUUAAAAAGUUACUGAAGGAAAAUGAAGAUCUCAGAGAACAAAACUUAAAACUGACUUUUGAGACCAGCAAACUGAAGAAAGAUAUGGGGAAGCUGAACGACGACAAGUUUUCCGACUACCUGACGCUGAUGAAGGAGCGAGACGCUCGCUACACGCUUUACUUUGAGAAUCUGGCGCUGCAGAUGAAGCUCAAAGAGUUGGACGGCAGCUCGUACCCGGUGGACGACGCCUACGGAGACCCCGUCGUGCUGCGGAUAGCUCUCGACAGAUGCAGGGAACAAUUAUCUAUAACGCAGACAGACCUCAAGAAGAUGACGGACGAGUACGCGGACACCGUACCCCGGCGGGAGUACGACACCUUGGAGGCCAAGUACUACCAUCUGUCCAAGGCCUUGGACAAGCUGGAACAAGAAUACAAAUCUUUACGUGAUAACAAUAAACGACUUUUAACGUUAAAGUCAUCGAUCGAAGAAGAAUUGUUUGAGACAAAGGAGCGAUGCAGCGAACUCGAGCGCGCUGGCACUCCGCGCCCGCAGUGGGAGCUGUGCGCUGACUUUAUUGGCGGCGGCCGCGAUAGGUGGUGGCAGUUAGCCAGGGGUCUAUCUUCACGAGAUACACUCAGAGUGUUGCUAAAAGAACUGGGGCCCGCUGCUGAAAGUGAUCAUUUGGAACAUUUCGAUGGACUUGGUAUGGAUCCCGUGAUACCACCAUAUCUUCGUUAUGAGGGGAAGGUGCGCAAUCUGCGGCUGUCGCGCCGGGAGAUAAGCGUUAUUAUCAACGACAUCUGGCUCGGAAAGAUGGACAGCACCGACAUGUCCAUGCAGGAUUAUGUUACCAAGUAUUUUGAAGAUAGGUACCAGCAGCCGUCAGUGCGCGCGGAGUGGGCGUACAACUUGUGCGCGGGCGCGGAGCAGAUGCUGGACGAGCCGCAGGUGAAGGUGUUCUGGGGUGUGCUGCACGGCCACCUCAGCGAGCGCAUCUACUGGGGGCUGCGCGCCGACUGGCUGGCGCUGCGGGACGCGCUCUACCGGCACGCCAGGGACAACGAGACGAUAUCAAUAGAAGACUUUGAGAAGAUUUCGAAAGCAACGUUCCCGCUUAAGAGUGAAGUAGACAUCAAGAACCUGAUGGACGUCGUACGUAAGCAGCUUAAACUGAAGAUCAAUAGCAACGAAGUCAACUUGGAUAAACUGUUUCAAACGAAUGAAGAGGGCUUCGAUCGCGUGGAGUUUGCUCGUGAGUUAUUCCGACAACGGCAGCUUGCCCAAGACAAGUACAUCCGGGAGGUGGUGACUGAGCUCGGUGGUAAGCACGCCGCUAACAAGACUGUCUCUGUGGAGAACGUGAAGCGAGCCUUUGCCAUCGUCGAUCCAGCUAUAGAUCAUAUUCGCAUGGAGCGCUACAUUCGUUGGGCCUUUUCCGAUCCAUCCACAGAACUUAAUAUAAUUCCCCCAAUACCUCUAAAAACCCUAACUACAAGGCUUGCCGCUGGUGACAUAGAACGUGUUGGGCCCCGAUAUAGAGGUACUCAUCGCAGAAUAUACAAGUAAUACAUUAUUGGAUUCAUCUGAAGAUAUCAAAGAAUUGUUGACUACAUGGCAAACUUAAUCUACAGGAGGUGUUAAUUUCCAAGUGCAGAAAGGUUCACAAUAAGAAAAAAAAAUGAAAUUAAAAGUAAUCGUAUUUUUUUUUA
Messenger RNA from Helicoverpa zea (corn earworm), 2886 nucleotides. RefSeq names its product translin-associated factor X-interacting protein 1-like. The record is from RefSeq and is a predicted model, not a curated record. Gene Ontology annotation, molecular function: S-adenosylmethionine-homocysteine S-methyltransferase activity. Lineage: Eukaryota; Metazoa; Arthropoda; Insecta; Lepidoptera; Noctuidae. The coding region runs from base 200 to 2743 and encodes 847 amino acids. Gene Ontology annotation, biological process: S-methylmethionine cycle. The transcript has 11 exons.